UUAGAGACACGCCUCAGCUUUAUGCCAGAGGAGAAGAGAUACUGUAGCUAUCCUUUUUGGUGAAGUGGAGCAACCUUAGAUGAUCUGGAAUCCAGUGUUCAGUGUGCAGUGUGCUGUCGGAAAGCAACUGGAAGAGUUAUAUCGGGCGAGUAAUAUCGGCAUAGAGAGCUUGAACUGAACACAUGCAGGAAGAAUUGAGGGAGACGUGCUUUUAUAUGAUGACGAGCUGGAUAAUGAAGAUGGACAAGGAUGGUCAGGAAUAUGUCAAGGGUGCUGAGCUAGUGCACGAGUUUCGGGCAGAGCUGACUGAGCGCGUCAGGGAGACCCGACGCAUCGCCAAGGCGCUCCUGACACAGGGGCUGGUGGCUAGUGAGGAGUACCAGGCACUGGUGGGCGGCUCUAGCAGCCGUGAGCGGAUGGCAGGGAUCUUCAGGGCUUUGGAGGCUGGGGGAGCGCGGGCCAUGGGCACACUCUAUUGGCUGCUGCUGGAACACGAGUCGGAGCUCAUGCUGGAGAUGGAGCGUGCUCAGUUUCUCAGUGAGACGAAAGAAGACCUCCUUCAGCGUUUAACACGGGCGGAGACUGUGGCCAAUAAGCUUCUGGGGGAGGGGCUACUGAGUGAGGAGGCAUAUUUCCGUGUCAGCUCUACCAAGGGUGACGAGAUGAGGGCCCAGGAGCUGUGGGCGGGUCUAGAGAUGGGCGGCACCACAUCAAAGGAUGGAUUCUAUAGGGCGCUGCUUCACUGCCAACCCUUGCUGUAUAGAGAACUGGAGAAGAAACGAGUGAUGAGAAUGUGCGGAAUAAACAGAGGGAGUGAGGAGAAUGGACUGGAGAGAAGAAGAACGGAGCUACAGAAAGAGGAGAAGAGACUCCAGCUGGAGAGAGAAAAUAUGAAGAGCGAGAGGGAUGAGCUAGAGUGUGCCAGGGCAGAGGUAGAGAAAGCGAAGGAGGAGAUACGGAAGGAGACUGAACAGCUACAACUAAUCAGAAAAAAGCUGAGGGAAAGGACAAAGUCAGAGGGUGGAGGACACCUGAUAAUUUAGAAGAGAAAAUUACAUUGCCUUGGUUAUAGCAUCAGUUGUUGACAGGUGAAUGGCCUCCUUCAAGACUGCUUUGAAGCUAAUUCUGAUGCUGGUUGUAUUAUAUGUUUGUUUUUGUUGCAUUCAUAAUUCAUAAAGCUAUGCUGAAGUUA
Alosa alosa (allis shad) is the source of this 1192-nucleotide messenger RNA. RefSeq lists its product as uncharacterized. The coding region runs from base 183 to 1043 and encodes 286 amino acids. Lineage: Eukaryota; Metazoa; Chordata; Actinopteri; Clupeiformes; Clupeidae. The record is from RefSeq and is a predicted model, not a curated record. Gene Ontology annotation, biological process: regulation of apoptotic process. The transcript has 5 exons.